AUGGAUUCCCCCUACUUGCAAUCGUGUAGCCUCGAGGUCUCCUCUGAGUCGUCAACGGGAUCCCGGGAGCCGUUUUCUCUGGACGUGCUCCUCUGCCAAGCUGAAUCCCUGCCCUUCAACGAGAACGACUCUGAGGAGAUGGUGCUCUUCGGCGUGCUGGCGGAGGCCGGCGGCGCGAGGAGCGGCGACCGGACGCCCUGCUCCAGCCGGGGCAGCGCCGGCCAGGGCCACCCGGAGAGGGGAAAGGAGAGGUGCUACCGCGGGGUCAGGAAACGCCCCUGGGGGAAAUUCGCGGCGGAGAUAAGGGACUCCACCCGGCACGGUGCUAGGGUUUGGCUGGGAACCUUCGACAGCGCGGAGGCGGCGGCGCUGGCCUACGACCAGGCGGCCUUCUCCAUGAGAGGGUCCAUGGCUGUGCUCAACUUCUCCGUGGAGCGUGUGAGGGAGUCCUUGCGUGAUGUCAAGUGCGACGACGUCAACUGCUCUCCCGCGGUGGCCCUCAAGAAGCGGCACUGCGCGAGAAAUCGGUCCUCAAGCAGGAAGGGCCCCCAAGCUAGGGGCCUCGACGUGGAUGAUUCCGUAGAGAUGGAGGACCUGGGCGUAGAGUUCCCGGAGGACCUCCUCAUGGCCUCCGAUGACUCCGAGCCCUGGUAA
Spirodela intermedia is the source of this 654-nucleotide messenger RNA. NCBI's taxonomy places the organism in Eukaryota, Viridiplantae, Streptophyta, Magnoliopsida, Alismatales, Araceae. The record is from the annotation of a GenBank genome assembly.